AUGCCAAAUCCUCCUCAGCAUUAUGACACGGUGCCUCAGCACUAUGACACGGUGCAGUAUUCAAAACCUCCUCAGCACUAUGACACGGUGCAGUAUUCAAAUCCUCCUCAGCACUAUGACACGGUGCAGUAUUCAAAUCCUCCUCAGCAUUAUGACACGGUGCCUCAGCACUAUGACACGGUGCAGUAUUCAAAUCCUCCUCAGCAUUAUGACACGGUGCAGUAUUCAAAUCCUCCUCAGCACUAUGACACGGUGCAGUAUUCAAAUCCUCCUCAGCACUAUGACACGGUGCCUCAGCACUAUGACACGGUGCAGUAUUCAAAUCCUCCUCAGCAUUAUGACACGGUGCCUCAGCACUAUGACACGGUGCAGUAUUCAAAUCCUCCUCAGCAUUAUGACACGGUGCCUCAGCACUAUGACACGGUGCAGUAUUCAAAUCCUCCUCAGCAUUAUGACACGGUGCAGUAUUCAAAUCCUCCUCAGCACUAUGACACGGUGCAGUAUUCAAAUCCUCCUCAACACUAUGACACAGUGCAGUAUUCAAAUCCUCCUCAGCAUUAUGACACGGUGGCUCAGCACUAUGAGACGGUGCAGUAUUCAAAUCCUCCUCAGCACUAUGACACGGUGCAGUAUUCAAAUCCUCCUCAGCAUUAUGACACCGUGCCUCAGCACUAUGACACGGUGCAGUAUUCAAAUCCUCCUCAGCACUAUGACACGGUGCAGUAUUCAAAUCCUCCUCAGCAUUAUGACACGGUGCCUCAGCACUAUGACACGGUGCAGUAUUCAAAUCCUCCUCAGCAUUAUGACACGGUGCCCCAGCACUAUGACACGGUGCAGUAUUCAAGUCCAUAG
Messenger RNA from Salvelinus namaycush (lake trout), 852 nucleotides. Its product is annotated as extensin-like. The transcript has a single exon. The record is from RefSeq and is a predicted model, not a curated record. Lineage: Eukaryota; Metazoa; Chordata; Actinopteri; Salmoniformes; Salmonidae. The coding region runs from base 1 to 852 and encodes 283 amino acids.